AUGGCCCAGCUUCCUGUCGCUCUUUACGGGCUCGAGAUCCCUCCCGGCGAAGUCCUUAUUCCCGCCUCGCCCGACUUCCCUGCCACUUUCCGCAUCACCAUGGCCGCUAUUGAUCCCACCGAGGCUCCUGAGGCCGAUGCCGAUGGCAACAUCCCCGCCGUCCCCCGCUCUACCCUGCGCCUGGUCAAGCAGCGCUUCGGUGACGACCUCGAGGCCAACGAGGACGAUGAGAUCGACGAGGACUACCUCCAGUCCCUCCUUGCCGCCAACGGCGACGACGAGUCGUCUGAUGACGAUGACGAGCCCAACGGUGGCCCCAGCGACCCCUCCAAGAAGCAGAAGCAGGCCGAGUCCCUCAAGAAGCUGAUCGAGGCUGUCUCCGCCGAGGAGUCUGAUGAGGACAUGGACGACGCUAAGCCCAACGGCAAGUCCAGCAAGAAGGGCAAGGCCAAGGCCUCCGACGAUGACGAGGAGGAGGAGGAGGACAGCGAAGACGAGGACGACGAGGGUCUUGACCUCGAGAACUUCGUCCUCUGCACUCUCGACACCGAGCGCAACUACCAGCAGCCCCUUGACAUCACCGUCCAGGAGGGUGAGAAGGUUUUCUUCGUUGUCUCCGGCACUCACACCGUCCACCUCACCGGUAACUACGUUAUCGAUGACGAGGAGGAGGACUCCGAGGACGAUGAGGAUGACGAGGACGGCGAGUACGAUCUGUCUCCCGAUGAGCUCGAGUACGGCAUGGACGGCAUGUCCGACGAGGACAGCGAUGAGCUCGACGACACCGCCGACCCCCGCGUCAUGGAGGUCGACACCGACGAGGAGGAGGCCCCCAAGCUGGUCGAGACCAGCAAGAAGGGCAAGAAGCGCGCCGCCGAGAGCCUCGACGACCUCAUCAAGGCUGACGCCGACGACUCCAAGCUCUCCAAGAAGGACAAGAAGAAGCUUAAGAACAACAAGGGCGAGGCUGUCGCUACUGAGGAGAAGACCACUCCCAAGUCCGACAAGAAGGUCCAGUUCGCCAAGAACCUCGAGCAGGGCCCUACCGGCUCCGCCGAGAAGGCCAAGCAGGCCGGCAAGCCCGCCACCGGCGUCAAGGUCGUCCAGGGCGUCACCAUUGACGACCGUAAGGUCGGCUCUGGCCGCGCCGUCAAGAACGGCGACACUGUUGGUGUCCGCUACAUCGGCAAGCUCGAUGACGGCAAGGUCUUCGAUGCCAACAAGAAGGGCAAGCCUUUCUCUUUCAAGGCCGGCAAGGGUCAGGUCAUCAAGGGCUGGGACAUCGGUGUCCUCGGCAUGACCAUCGGUGGUGAGCGUCGCCUCACCAUCCCCGCCCACCUGGCCUACGGCUCCAAGAGCCUGCCUGGCAUCCCCGCCAACAGCACCCUGACUUUCGACGUCAAGCUGCUCGAGAUCAAGUAA
Messenger RNA from Colletotrichum spaethianum, 1422 nucleotides. Its product is annotated as FK506-binding protein 4. NCBI's taxonomy places the organism in Eukaryota, Fungi, Ascomycota, Sordariomycetes, Glomerellales, Glomerellaceae. The transcript has 4 exons. Gene Ontology annotation, molecular function: peptidyl-prolyl cis-trans isomerase activity; macrolide binding. Gene Ontology annotation, cellular component: chromatin; nucleolus. The record is from RefSeq and is a predicted model, not a curated record. Bases 1 to 1422 code for a protein of 473 amino acids.